AUGACAUAUCGUAGGACUAGGACCUUCGCCUCACUUCCUUCAUCCCCUCCCUCUCCGUUUCUGUGUUUUCUCGCUCAUCAGGCGAUCAAAACAAAGCGAACGGCAUUUUAAAAAAAAAAAAUUAUUUGUUUAAAUUUGCAGAGGCGGAAAGGGCGUCCCUUCAGGAGAUAAUAAGCUACAUUCUCUUUUGAUCAGCUGAGUCCCAAGCAAAUUUACAGUACACCAUGCUUGGGAAUGGAGUAAUCGGGAUCCUCUCCGAGUCUUGCAAUAAGUGGGAAAGGAGGGUGCCUCUGACCCCAUCACACUGUGCUCGACUUCUACACAGUGGAAGGGAUAGAAGUGGAGUGGCUCGCAUUAUCGUGCAGCCAUCCACAAAACGCAUUCAUCACGAUUCACAAUACGAGGAUGUGGGGUGUGAAAUAUCAGAUGACUUGUCAGACUGUGGCCUCAUCUUGGGUGUUAAACAACCGAAGCUGGAGAUGAUUCUUCCCCAAAGAGCGUACGCCUUCUUCUCCCAUACGCACAAGGCCCAGAAAGAAAACUUGCCUUUGCUAGAUAAGAUACUCACUGAGAGGGUGUCGUUAUUUGAUUAUGAGCUUAUCGUUGGGGACCACGGGAAAAGGUUGCUUGCGUUCGGAAAAUAUGCUGGUAGAGCUGGAUUAAUUGACUUCCUACGUGGGUUAGGACACAGGUAUCUAAGUCUUGGAUAUUCAACACCUUUCCUCUCACUGGGUGCAUCCUACAUGUAUCCUUCCUUGGUUGCUGCCAAGGCUGCUGUAAUUUCAGUGGGUGAAGAAAUAGCAACUCUUGGACUGCCAUCUGGAAUUUGUCCGCUGAUCUUCGUAUUCUCUGGUUCAGGAAAUGUUUCUCUUGGUGCACAAGAAAUAUUUAAGCUUCUUCCUCAUACAUUUGUGGAUUCAAGUAGGCUUCCAGAGCUAUUUGAGGUGGCCAGGGAUCUCACUCAACCUGCACGCGCAUCAAAGAGAGUCUUCCAAGUAUAUGGUUGUGUUGUGACUUGUCAAGAUAUGGUUAAACAUAAAGAUCCCACAAAAGUAUUUGACAAAGCUGACUACUAUGCGCAUCCAGAACACUACAAACCAAUUUUCCAUGAAAAAAUAGCUCCAUACACAUCUGUAAUAGUGAAUUGCAUGUAUUGGGAGAAAAGAUUUCCUCGGUUGUUGAGUACCAAGCAACUUCAAGAUCUCAUUGGGACAGGAUGUCCACUUGUUGGAAUCUCUGAUAUAACUUGUGAUAUAGGGGGAUCCAUUGAGUUUGUUAACCAAACCACAUCAAUUGACUCACCUUUCUUCAGAUAUGAUCCCUUGAAUGAUUCAUAUCAUCAAGACAUGGAGGGUAAUGGCGUGAUAUGUUCAGCUGUUGACAUUCUUCCAACAGAGUUUGCAAAAGAGGCUUCCCAACAUUUUGGGGACAUACUAUCCCAAUUUGUCGGCAGUUUGGCUUCUGCAACAGAUAUUACGAAGUUACCUGCACACUUAAGAAGGGCUUGCAUAACUCACGGAGGAACCCUUAACUCUUUGUAUGAAUAUAUUCAGCGUAUGCGAAACUCUAAUUCAGAAGAAAUAUCAGAAAAUGUAGAAAGUUGCCACUCUAACAAAAAGAAAUACUAUAUUUUGGUAUCUCUUAAUGGUCACUUAUUUGAUCAAUUUCUGAUAAAUGAGGCCUUGGAUAUUAUUGAAGCUGCUGGUGGCUCCUUUCACUUGGUUAAAUGUAAAGUGGGUCAGAGUGCUAACGUCAUGUCAUACUCAGAACUUGAAGUUGGUGCAGAUGAUAGGGCGGUGCUGGAUCAAAUUAUUGAUUCCUUGACUUCUAUAGCCAAUCCGAAUGAAAAAUCUGGGAUUCUAAAUCAAGAAACAAAUAAGAUUUCACUGAAGGUUGGUAAAGUCCAGGAGAGUGGCAGUAAGAAGGGACAUGAAAUGAAAAGGAAGACUGCAGUUCUUAUUCUCGGUGCGGGACGGGUCUGUCAACCAGCUGCUGAGCUGUUAGCAUCAACUAGAAGUUUUUCAUCCCACCAACGAUAUAAAGCAUGCCUGAAAGAUGAUUUCAUAGAGCAGAAUGAUGUUCAAGUUAUUGUUGGAUCUCUCUACCUAAAGGAUGCAGAAGAGAUCGUUGAAGGCAUUCCUAACGCAACAGCUGUUCAGCUUGAUGUGAUGGACUGUGGAAGUCUUGCUAAGUAUAUUUCACAGGUAGAAGUCGUCGUAAGUUUACUGCCUGCUAGUUGUCACAAUUAUGUGGCAAAUGCAUGCAUCAAGCUUAAAAAGCAUCUCGUUACUGCUAGCUAUGUUGAUGAGUCCAUGUCCAUGUUAGAUCAAAAGGCAAAGAGUGCUGGUAUUACAAUUCUGGGAGAGAUGGGUCUGGAUCCUGGAAUAGAUCAUAUGAUGGCAAUGAAGAUGAUUAACCAAGUUCAUGUUCGAAAGGGGAGAAUAAGGUCUUUCACUUCUUAUUGUGGGGGACUCCCAUCCCCAGAAGCUGCUAACAACCCAUUAGCAUAUAAAUUCAGUUGGAAUCCUGCAGGAGCUAUUCGGGCUGGGCAAAAUCCUGCUACUUAUAGAUCUCAUGGUGAAACUUUAUAUGUUGAGGGGGACGGUCUUUACGAAUCAGCUGUGAGACUUCGGAUACCUGAUCUUCCAGCUUUUGCAUUGGAGUGUCUUCCCAAUCGUAAUUCUUUAGUUUAUGGGGAAUUAUAUGGAAUCGGAAAUGAAGCAGCAACCAUCUUCCGUGGAACCCUGCGCUAUGAAGGGUUUAGUGAGAUAAUGGGGACGCUUGCAAGAAUUGGUUUUUUCAGUACUGAAACUCAUCCAAUUCUUGAGGGUGAAAAGAGACCGACUUUCAGAACACUUUUGCAUGAACUUCUCAAAAUUAAAACUGAAGAUAUGGAUGGACCUCUGAUAGCAGAGAAGGUCAUCACUGAAAGGAUUGUCUCACUUCGACAUUGCAAACAGCAAAGAACUGCAGUAAAGGCGGCCAAAACUAUCAUAUUUUUGGGAUUUCACGAGCAUACAGAAAUUCCUGUUUCCUGCCAAAGUGCACUUGAUGUUACUUGUCUUCGUAUGGAAGAAAGGUUAGCCUACUCCAGCACAGAACAGGAUAUGGUGCUUUUGCAUCAUGAAGUGGAGGUAGAUUUUCCAGAUCGCCAACUAACUGAGAUUCAUAGGGCCACUUUAUUGGAAUUUGGGAGGACAAAGAACGGGAAAACCACCACUGCCAUGGCUCUCACUGUUGGUAUUCCAGCAGGCAUUGGUGCUCUGCUCUUACUAGAAAACAAGAUCAAGACAAGAGGCGUCUUAAGGCCUAUUGAACCUGAAGUAUAUGUACCAGCACUGGAUUUCUUAGAGGCCUAUGGAUUCAAGUUGAUGGAGAAGAUAGAUUGACAGAUUAUUGCCCUGAUUAUUUCCUGAAGUGAUACAGAUUUCAAACUGGUGAAAAUUGAAAUCCAGAGUCAAAAGAUGAUAUGCUUAAAAUGUUAUUGCUACUGCAUAAUUCAAUGUAAUAAAGUCAAUUCAGGUGAAACUGCUGGAAUCCAAAACCUCUGUAGAUCCAGACACCAGGAAAGAUUGUACAGUAUCUUUAUGGUCCUGGAAGAACUUCCAUGAGUGUGAUCAACUAAUUAAUAAUUAAGUCAACAUACGGUUCAUUUGAUUCAA
Messenger RNA from Corylus avellana, 3662 nucleotides. RefSeq names its product lysine-ketoglutarate reductase/saccharopine dehydrogenase bifunctional enzyme. NCBI's taxonomy places the organism in Eukaryota, Viridiplantae, Streptophyta, Magnoliopsida, Fagales, Betulaceae. Gene Ontology annotation, molecular function: saccharopine dehydrogenase activity. The record is from RefSeq and is a predicted model, not a curated record. Gene Ontology annotation, cellular component: cytoplasm.